UUGCUCAUACAGUACUAUCAGCAAUGGCUUUACAAAAACAUUGUUUGUUUAUUAUAAUUUAGGAAAACUCUGGUUAGUCUAGUUAUGGUUUUCAUAACUUAUAUAAUAAGCCUUUUACUUUAUUUAAGGGCCUUGAGACUGCAACAAAAUAAAAACUCCUCCAUGCUUUUGCUAGGCUACAAAAUUCAAAAAAAUUUAAAUUUUUAAGCAAUUAUACAUGUAUACACACAUAUGUCUGUAGUAUGUAUCUAUCUAAUUCUGCUUAUUCCCAUGCUUAGGGCCCCAUAAAAAGCUUCUGCCAGCCCUGCAAAAUAAAAUGAAAUAAAUCAAAACAGUGCCUUAGUAUGUCAAAAAUAAUGUGGAAAAGAUCUCAAAAUCAUGAGAAAGUAUCUCAAAAUAAUGACUUAUUAACUCAAAAUAAAACACAAUUUUCCUGUUGCUUUUCUAGUUAAUAAACAAUCCCAAAAAACAGGGGUUAGUCCCCAUUAAAUGCAACAUUUGUCCCACAUUUAUUGUCAGUGGUUGAGCGUGAAUCUCACAGAACAUGCAGUCUCAUUGGAUGGUGGGGCAGGGCUGUGGUGUCAGGUGAUGCAGCAGCAGCCACUACUACAUUUUCUCUAAAAUCUGCUAGGCUGUAAACCCGGAUGCUGAGCCAUGACUGCUGCUGCUGCUGCUGCUGAGCUGUGGGUAGUGGAAGGCAGCGGUAACGUUUCAGUACCCUUGAAGCGGACAGCUCUCCCCGGAUCCACGCGCUUCUGAGCACCGGGCUCCGCACAAUCCGAGCCCCGGAAAGGGCAGUAUCAUCCAGUUCAUACCCGAGACAGGGGGAGGGUGUAGCGGCCACAUUAAAAGGCUUUAACAGCUCCCUGUUCCGGCGAAAAUCGUGACCACUUGCUAAGGCGAGAGUGUAAAGGGUGAGUAAGGAAUAGAAAGAGGGAGCACAGAUAUAGAUAAAAAAGAAAGAGAGAAAGAGAUGGCGGAGUGCGGACGGAAGGCGCUGUCUCUCCUGGAGGCGGCCCGCUCCCGGUACGAGAGCCUGCAGAUAUCCGACGACGUGUUCGGCGAGUCCGGGGAUGACAGCAGUGACAACCCCUUCUACAGCACCUCCGGAGACUCCGACUCCGACAACUACAUCGCCGAAGUGGGCGAGGAGGAGCAGCAGCACCACAAGAAGCGGGACAGCGGGCACGGAGUAGGAGGAGGAGGCAGCGGGAGCUGUGGAGCCGGUCCACCGGGCUCUCUGUCCCGCAGUCAGGCGGAGGAGGACGGCUGGACGGAGGCUCUGCAGGACUUCACGGUGCCACCGUACAAAGACACAUAUGGCCCUGCUCAGAAGAUGCCAGCCACCGCCACAGCCCUCGACUUUUUCCAGCUCUUUGUCCCAGACAACUGCAUCCAAAACAUGGUCACCCAGACAAACAUGUACGCCAAGAAGUUCCAGGAGCGCUUCGGCUCCGACGAAGGCUGGUGCCCCGUCACCGCCCAGGAGAUGAAGGCCUUCCUGGGCUUUGUCACCUCCACCAGUGUGCACCGCUGCGAGUCGGUGCUCAGCAUUUGGAGCUCGGGCUUCUUCAGCAACCGGACCAUCGCCUUGAAGAUGAGCCAGGCGCGCUUCGAGAAGAUCCUCAAGUAUUUCCACAUCGUUGCUUUCCGGCCAUCACAAGGGAGCAACCAGGGUCUGUACAAGAUCCAGCCUUUCCUGGACUCACUGCAGCAGUCGUUCGGCUGCACAUUCAGACCUUCACAGACACAGGUUCUCCAUGAACCCUUGAUAGAUGAGGAUCCAGUGUUCAUUACCACCUGCACAGAAAGAGAGCUGAGGAAGAGGAAGAAGAGGAAGUUCAGCCUCUGGGUUCGACAGUGCACCUCCACCGGAUUCAUUUGUCAGAUCUCUGUCCAUCUUAAGGAGGGCCAAGGUACGGAUGGUCUCGCCACCUUGAAGAACAAGCCUCAGCUCCACAGCCUUGUGGCCAAGCAGCUCUGCCAGAACAUCUCCGGGAAAAACACCAUCAUCUUCACCGGGCCAUCCAUCACAAGCCUCAGCCUUUUCACCGAAUUCAGCAAACAAGACAUCUACUGCUGUGGUCUGCUGAGCACCAGGAAGAGCGACUGCACAGGAUUACCACAGGACAUGCUGGUCUGCAGCUCCACGCCGGCACAGCGCGGCCAAUCAAGGGUGAUGAUGAAAGGCAGCAUGUCACUGAUCAGCUGGUACAACAAGGGACACUUCAGGUUCCUCACCAAUGCGUAUCCCCCAACUAAACAAGGUUUGAUCAUUAAGAGGAAAAGUGGGGAGAUUCCGUGUCCUCUGGCAGUCGAGGCUUUUGCAGCUCACCUCAGCUACAUCUGCAAAUACGACGACAAGUACAGCAAGUACUUUAUCUUCCAUAAGCCCAACAAGACUUGGCAGCAGGUGUUCUGGCUGAGCAUCAGCAUCGCCAUCAACAACGCGUACAUCCUCUACAAGAUGUCCGACGCGUACGCUGUCAAGCGCUACAGCCGGGCGCAGUUUGGAGAGAGACUGGUCAGGGAGCUGCUGGAUCUGGACGACUGCUCACCCACACAGUGAGGACGAGGAGGACAAGGGGGACACACAUACUCACUCAGAACCACACAAACACACAUAUUUACACCCAUCAUUGCGUUUGCAUAGACUCUGCGUUUCUGUGUUAAUGUGAUAAUACUGAAGCGGUGCCAAGCCGACGUCUCUCUUCCUCUAGUUAUCUGUGGUACUGCACCAUGUCCAUGAAACACAGCUACACAUGCUACACAUCAGAGAAACAUGAGCCAUGAGACAAUUCAUCUUCUGACCACACGGAUCAUCCACUAAGGAUUUGUCAGCGGGAGCGAUUCCACGGGCAGAUGAAGGGCGGGAAACGAACAAAUUCACCAUUUAAUGAUGUCAGCCUCGAGUUUCUUCUCUUUUCAAAGUGUGAAAUAAUCGAUGUGGACCUUGAAAUCUCCCCGCGCGACUCUUCACAUUUACACUCACACGACUCUGUCAGAAAAGCUUCGUAAAAGAAAAAAAAAAAAAGCAGAACUAUGGUGUGAUCACACGCUGCAUGCAUAAAGAAUCUGGAUUGUGAUGUUCUCUUUGUCCAGUGUGAAAAUGAACUCUGCUCCAGGUGGGUUUUGUUUGUGCGUUUGUUUGUUUGUUUUUGUUGGUGUGUAUUUAUUUAGCAAGCGGAACUGCCAUUUGUGUGCGCGCCGUUGAGCCUGAGGAUGUAAAUGUGUGGCUGUUUCCUAUCUAAACGUGGUGUUGCUGCUGUACUCUUGACGUAAAGCGGUGUCCCGCCGACUCGCAGAGAGCCCGGAAGAGUUUUUUUUUUUUAAUGUCAUGAAGCCUGUGAAAAAUGGCCAUCCUGGUUUUAUUUAUUAAGAAAAUGCAUCUUCACACUGAGAGAAGAAGAAAAAACGUAACCUGAAACCCACUUUUGUACCUACAGCACUUGUCGAACUUGUCACAUUUUCCUGUUUAGCUGUUUAUGCAAGCUGACAAGCUUUGGCUCCACAGGUCAGAACAUAUUCAAAUGUCCUUCACUGAAUGUUCAGUAAGUCCGUGUUGCUAGGCAACAGUGGGCAGGGGUUUGGGUUAAUGUUGCUUGGUGAGAUUGAGAUCCAAGGGGUAAAAAAAAAAAAGUGAGUGAUUCACUGCAGGUAGUUGACCCAAAACAACAGAUGUUAACGUAAAUUUAAGAGAAGAGGCUUCGGGGGCUUUUUACUGUUGUGCAGUGAUAAUACUUUGGUGAUUAUAAGAACAUGUGCUCUCUACCCACUCAAGAAAUUGAAGUAUUUUGGACAAUUUUAACCAAAUGUUCCCGUCUUCCUGUGGCACAUCUCUUGCCAAGUAACAAAUUAGUCCUGCCGAGUGAGAAACAAGCUCUCGUUCCUGACAGAAUAUCCACUCACAGUCGUCGGACAGCUCUGCUAUGUGUAGAUUUAAUGAGGCUUUUCGUCCAGUUACUUGCUUUGCUCAUGCCAUGCAGUCAUGAAGGUGAAAGGUAUCGAUUGUCGUGUGCUCACUCCAUCGGCUGCAGUCGGACGUGUGAAUUUGUAUUAUGGUACGAAUAUGGGGGGGGGGGGGCUUUAACGGGACUCGUGAUGCACUUUCUCGCGUCACCGUCUCACACUCUUGAGGAGAUUUGUGAGGCUAGCGGCGCGUCUUCUUCGAUUAUCCGUUUAUUUUUUAUUCUCUAGUCCAAUAAUAGUGUACACUUUUCUCAGAAAAAUAGAGAUAUAGCUAUAUGUAGAUGGGUUUAAAUGGGUUAUAUAUAUAUGUAGAUAUAUGUAAGAUUUCACCAAUGAAAUAAGACUGAACAUAAAAUGACUGUAACCAAACCAGAACAGAUUUCCAAUGUAGAUGUAGAGAAUAAGGAUCGAGUAUGUCUGUGUAUAUUUUGUUUACAAACUGUCCAUCAUCACUUUGUCGAGAUUGUGUUGUUGUUGUUGUUGUUUUUUUACUUUUUCACUCAUCCAAGGCAUUGUUGUCGUCACUGAUCGUCUUGUGCACGUGUGUAUGUGUGUGUACUUGUAUAUACGUCUUUAUGAGGACAUUUUGGGCUGGUCCUCAUGUUCUGUCGCACCUUAAAAUGGCUGAUUAGGGUUCACACCUGGUUUUAGGAUUAGGGUUUCAAUAAAUUGUAGGGAAUGGGGUAGGGAAUGUAUUAUGUCUAUGAGUGUCCUCACUAAGAAUGUUGUGCAAGAAUAUAUGUGUGUGUGCAUGUGUAUACCUGGUAUUCCUUAUGUUGUGGGGACCUAAAUCUGUUUACACAUUAUCACAUUGUAGGGAUUUGUCUUCCUUAUGGGGACAAAAAUAACUUAAGUUACUACAUUUUAAGGUGAAGACGUGUUUUAAAGUUAGACUGAGGUUAAAGUUGGGGUCAGGGUUAGGAUUAGGCCAGUACUAAAGUCAAUGCAAUGUCCUCUGAAGUGACGGAAACCAGUUUGUGUGUGUAUUUGUAUUUGUAUUUAUAUCUUUGUGAGGUUCAAAACAUUUUCUGGGCCCAGAACCUUAAAGUGCUUUUUCAGGGUUAAGACCUGGUUUUAGGGUUAAGGGUUAGGCACUUAAUUGUGAGCUUAAGGUUAGGGAAAGGGGCUAGGGAAUGCAUUAAGUUGUCCUCACUAAGAUUUAAAAACAAGUUUGUGUGUGUGUCAGAUGAUCACAAGAGUCACCCUUGUCAUAUAUUUGUAAUUGAAUCACUUUAAAACAUUUGAUGUGGAUAACUUACUCACACCGGGGUCACACUGUUAACCUGAAACACACCUUACCCUUUAUUAUAAUUAACAACACUGACACUUAAAAAAAAUAAUUAAAAAAAAUCACAUAAAAAUUCUUUGUAAAUGAAAUGCCAAGAUUUUAUUUAAAAGCUGAACCGAGUUUAAAUUAUGCAUGAGAAAACAAACUCUCUGCUUCCAUCCCAUUGUUUUCAUUCUUCUGAGGUUUUCACUGAUGCUCUUUUAAUUAGGCCAACUUUUGUUUUUCACCAAUGGCUUAAUGGCACUUGAAAAGAUCAAUGUUGUUGUUGAUCGUGGAAGGAGAUCUUCUCUUUUUGAUGUUUAAAUGUUAAUUUAUAUUUGAUUUGUUAUUGAGAGUGUUCCUUUAAUACAUGAAGCUGAAUCGUUUGCUGCCCUAAAAGUUUUUUGCACUUCUGAUAUUGGGUGUGGUUUUAAAAAAGCCACACCCACUAAUGAUGUCACCAUGUCUUGUACAAACACAAGUUUGCAGGGCCGUUAUUUCUGCUCUCUAAUGCAACACAUACAAGUAUCUUAUAUAAUAUCUAUAAUAGCACCUAUACCAGAUAUGAUACUAACACAGCAGCCAUGUUUGUUUACCUUUAGGCUUAAAAACCUACUUUUAAUACGUAUAUGGUUCAUCUAUUGUCCAGGUUUCAAUGGAAUAAUAGAUUCCGAUUUUUUAUUUCAUCUCAGAAUGACUUUUUAUUUAAUAAAUCUCAUAGUUCUGACUUUUUAUUUAAUCUCAGAGGUCUGACUUUAAUCUCCGAAUUCUGACUUUUUAUUUAAUCUCAGAAUUCUGACUUUAAUCUCAUAGUUUUGACUUUUUAUUUCAUCUCAGAAUUCUGACUUUGUCAAUAAUCUCAGAAUUCUGACUUUAAUAUUAAUGUUUUGACUUUUUAUUUCAUCUCAGAAUUCUGAUUUUGUUAAUAAUCUCAGAAUUCAUGCUGUUUUAUUCAUUUAUUUUUGUAAAUGUGGCCCUAAUAUUCUUCCGUAACUUGCUCUGUAGAAUCAGAAUUAAUUGUUUUUGCACACCCUAAUCCCUUGACUAGUCCCAGGAUUUGAACAUUUGGGAUGUGACCCUCCACUAUCAAGUCCAAUUCCUUUCCUCUCAGCCAUGGGCUGCCCCUGUAGAUCACAUGACCUGAUUUCCUCCCUCCUCCCUGUCAUAAAUACGACUGCUACCCAUCAUGUGACUUAUAAAUGGUAAUCACGAGUUGUAAUCAGCUGCUGAACAGACAUUUAAGAGAAAUAUCUGGAUAAAUGUAGAAAAACAUACCGGACACUGCAGUGACCUUUAAUGUUCCUGACGUUAGUUUUGCCAUUUCAUUGCACCAGUUUUCCACUCCUGACAUUUACACAGUGAGAAAAUCCAUCAUGUUAAAGGCAGAGAAAGCAGUUUCUGUCCUGAGUGUGUCUGCAAGGCAUGUAGUCAUGUGUAAGCUCUUCAAAGCAAAACAGCAGCCAUGCAGACUGAAUGCAUGAUGAGUCGUGAAGCAUGUGGAAUUAUCGGAAUUAUCUAAAUCAAGCAGGUGUCGCAACAACCUUAAAAUGAAUUCUUAGGAUGCCUGUGUGUGUGUGUGUGUGUGUGUGUGUGGGUCCUCUUCUAACUCUCAUCUCUGACCAAAAAUGAAGAAAUUAUGGAAAUCAUGCAGCAGAGAAUCUGCAAGGCCACCGUUACAUAGCAACAAAUUAUAUAUGGUAGGAAAGAAAAAGACAGAAUAUUCACAGUUUAUCAGUUUUUCUGAUAAUUUUGUUAUAGCCCCAGUCACAGAAAGAGCAGAGCUUCACUUUCAUCAUCUAUCAUCCUGCUCUCAUACAUUUAACUCAUAUAGAAUAGUUAUAUAAUGUAUAUUUUAACAUAUAUAAUUUAAAAAAAAAGGUGGUUUAGUUUUAAAUUCAGAGUAUUAUCGAAUAAAGAUAGUGCUUCUUUCUGUUCCUUGUGGAGUCAUAUCAAGUGGAGUUGAAAUGACGGAUUCAAUUUGAAAAGCAUAAUAAAUAUAAUAUCCUGCUCUGUGGGCUGAAAAUAACAGCAACUAGAUAAAUAUAGCAUUAUAUAAAGACCUUUAUUUAUUCAUUAAAUAUUUUUUUAAUGUGGCAUUUUGCACUUUUUACACCACCUGCUGCGAUGCUUCACAGAAUAUUUCACACUUGUUGUUCGCUAAGAAUCAGCAGUCUGUCUGUCUGUCUGUCUGUCCACUUACUUGUUCAUAAAAUAUUGUUUUUAAAUGUGUUAUGUUUGUUUUGUUGCUGUGGGCAAAGUACUGGCCCACAAAAAUCAGUAAGUUUAACAUCCAAAUAUCAAAUUUAGGCUGAUAGAAACAAGGUGAAAAUGAAGGAAAAAUAUGUACUUUGACUUUGAUGAGUCACACUACAACAGUGUCUGGGUUUUUCUUAUAUCUGGCCUCUUUGUACAAACAGCAGCGAUGACUCACGUCUUUCAUUUAAGUCCAUCCAUGAGUAAACAAAGACAGGUGAGAGAAGAAAAAUAAAAAGAAGAUUCUGUGAUUUAUCUGUCGAAUCGUUCACUUCAAAUCAUCCUCACAUGCUGUGAAACCAAUCAAACUCCACUGUCUCUUGUCCCGUGCUGAUGAAUUUGUGUAUAGGAUGAUGUUUGAUGUAUGUAUUUCGGUGUGUAACGUGUGUGUGUGCCAACGUGCCGUCGACAGUGUGAACACCGGCGUCAUUGUGACCCAGACGGACGUCAUACAGUAAACGAUGUGGAACUCAUGUGGCUGACUGACCUCAGGGCUUCAUAACUAACUGCUGUACCAUAAUCUCCACUAACUGAACUAAUCUGCACCACGCUGAAUGGACACUGUAACCUUACCAGGUGCUACUAUUAAACCACUGUACAAGUAAUAACACAAAUAAUUAGAUGUUGUGGUUUUGAGAGGAUCGGACGCAGAGGUGACGGCGAUGACAUGAUUGUUGCAGUUGUUGUAGAUUUCUAGAUUAAAAAAAAUGUCAAACAAAUAUGAAAAAAGCUUAAUGUCAAACUGUUUGUAACGGUGGACGAUGUCAAGGGUCACAUGCAGGAGGCUCAGAAUGGUGUGUGUGUGUAUGUUUGUACAGGUAUGUGCAUGUCAUGUUGUAAAAUAACUGGUGUAUGCAGGACCAAAUCACUUUCUAAAAAUGUGCGUGGUGGUGAUGAUGAGCUGUCGUGUAAAUGUGUCUUCAUUAAAAAACGUUCUCGGCGUGUGGGUGCUCCACUGAA
Molecule: messenger RNA, 8449 nt
Organism: Solea solea (common sole)
Lineage: Eukaryota; Metazoa; Chordata; Actinopteri; Pleuronectiformes; Soleidae
Gene: pgbd5
Product: piggyBac transposable element derived 5
Exons: 7
Coding region: 974-2569 (531 amino acids)
Biological process (GO): non-replicative DNA transposition
Cellular component (GO): nucleus
Molecular function (GO): transposase activity
Source: RefSeq, a predicted model, not a curated record